CCAGCAGAUUGACACAUCCGAACAACUGAUCCCCGUGAAGAAACCCUCAUGUGUGGCUUGUCCCGUCAGCUCGUCCGCCGCACGCCUUCGAUGCUUUGAGUGGUGCAAACUGAUCUCGCGAGAGCUGUGUCGCUGACUGUGACUGGUCGAGUCUUUUGCGGUUUAGGCUGAGGGAGAAGGCAGGCAGGCAGCAUCAUGGCGGACAGAGACAGUGGAAGUGAGCAGGGAGGAGCAGCCACGGGCCCAGGCUUUGGUUCCAUGCACUCGGCGGCGGGAGCGGCAGGCUCGGCUUCCGGCCUCCAGCACGAGACUCAGGAGCUGGCGUCCAAGCGGGUUGACAUCCAAAACAAACGCUUCUAUUUGGACGUAAAGCAGAACGCCAAAGGCCGCUUCUUGAAGAUAGCCGAAGUCGGGGCCGGUGGCAACAAGAGCCGCCUCACUCUUUCCAUGUCCGUGGCAGUCGAGUUCCGCGACUACUUGGGGGACUUCAUCGAGCACUACGCCCAGCUCGGUCCCAGCAACCCGGGCUUGGUGCAGGACGAGCCGCGGCGAGCGCUCAAGAGCGAGUUCCUGGUGCGGGAGAAUCGGAAGUACUACAUGGAUCUAAAGGAGAACCAGAGGGGACGGUUCCUGAGGGUCCGGCAGACCGUCAGCCGGGGGGCCGGCUUGGGGUCCACGCAGGGCCAGACCAUCGCGCUCCCGGCCCAAGGACUUAUCGAGUUUCGUGACGCUUUGGCCAAACUUAUUGACGAUUACGGCGUGGAGGAGGAGCCCGCGGAGCUGCCCGAAGGCUCGUCAUUGACUGUGGACAACAAGCGCUUCUUCUUCGACGUGGGCUCCAACAAGUACGGCGUGUUCAUGCGGGUAAGCGAGGUGAAGCCGACGUACCGCAACUCGAUCACGGUGCCCUACAAAGUGUGGUCCAAGUUCGGGAAUACAUUCUCUAAAUACGCCGACGAGAUGAAGAAGCAGCGGGAGAAGCGAGCGUGCGAGCUGGAGGAGGAGGAGGAGGAAGAAGAUGAGGAGGAGGUGCAGGCGGACGACGGUGACGAGGAUUGAGACAGAGUCGGGAAAAUAACAAGAAAUCUAACCAUAAACUCUACUGUAUAAAAGAAAUCUAAUUGAAACGGUUUAACUCCAAGGGAGCAUCACCCACAAUAUAAGAAUUCACCACAACCUGACAGUUCUGACAUCAUGUCACUCAUCGCUGGAUGUUAGCCCACUUAUCCACCAUUAAUACAGUAACUGGCUGCUAAACAAAGUAAUAACAUGUUUGAACAUUGUUUCCUACUUGACAAACAAUUUGGAGUCUUUAUUUCCCUUAUUAACAGAGUAAAACAAAACUUUUGUACCACUUUAAGCUAAAAACAACCAAUGUUUGCAAUGUUGGGAUCUGAGAGUAAGCAUUUCCUUUCCAUGUAAGCUAAUACCUUCAGCACAAAUUAGAUAUUUUAUGUGGGUUUUUUUUCUUUUCUUUUUUCAAAACCAAAUUUGAGAAAGUUUGUAAAACAAAAAUAUGGUCACACAUAUUCACCAUCUUGUGUACCUGUGACCAUAAAUGUGUUUACACACAUCAAAUGAGGGCUAGGCCUGCUUUGGAAACUAGUUAGCUGUCAUGUAGUUUUUCAAAAGUGUUCUCUUUAUCUUGUGCAAUAUGCAUUGCAUCAAAAUCAAAUCAAUAUUGCUCAGUAAUUCUUGACGUGUUGACCGAGGCAUUCAAAGAAGUCACUCUUAAAUCAGUUGAAAUUGUUGCAGUGCAAAUGGAUAGAUUAGACUGCCGUUGUGUUGUCGUUGAUGCAAUGUGUUGGGUUCAAAGGUACUAAAUGCAUAGUAACGAAAUAACAUGUAGCAAAUAGAGAAAAAUGAACAAUUGGCCGGAGCAUUAAAAACAUCAAAAUGGUGCCAAUUAAAGCGUGCACGUUUGUCUGCACUUAAGUCGAUUGUUGGUUUCCCAAAAAUGUGUCUCGAGGACCCUUCCAUAUUUUUCCUGUAUUGCACGAAAGCUCGACUCCUUGAGUAUUGAGCGAAGCCCACCCAAAGGCUGCUGCUAGUGUAGUGGAAAUCAAAAGAUUACUAACACAUUAACAGGGGAGCCUUUAGGCAGACCUGGUUGGAGGGUCCAAUUUUGUGACCACGUGCCCUUCCUGAUGGGCUUUCAGUACUUCUGUCAAGUUUAUCAGCGAUGGCUCACAUGGACACGCAAUCCCCUGUAAAAGCCGGUAUAUUUCUGCCUUUGUUUCGUGUCAAAGUUGUAACAUGAGACGAUGCCUGUGUGAAAGGAAAUCAGCGUAACAUCAGCGCAGAAACUUUGGAAAGUUCGGCACUGCCGAUGUAGAACGAAUAUUUUCAAAUAUGAAAACAAAAAUGUUUAUUCCGGUCGAACGCUCCCGUAUAUAAGUUACUGUUGGGACGCUACAAAAGCAGAUAAAUGUCAGAUCUUCAGUUACGAUUAUUUUUUUUUUGCGGUAUUUGUGUGUUUAAAAAAAAAAUCUAAUGUUUCUCUUUAGUUGGCCCACAUUUUCCUGGGGAGGCGAUGAUAUACUCGGGCUGCCACACGUAAAACGACUGGCUCUAUUCGUCCAGUUCUGUCGCAUCUCAUAGAUGUGUGAUAGCAGUUUUAUAAACUCUUGCCAGUCACCUUAAGAGAAACUGGCAAUCCAAUCUAUUUACCUCAGCAGUGAGUUAAGUGUUUGCUUCCGUGAUGUUUAGAUUUGACUGGAAACCAGCAAACUAGACCGUCCUUGACCACCAAGAUAGGGUAAAAGCUUACUGGGAGCAUCCUCUUCAGCAGAUAAAAACAACCUGGUGCCUUACACACUCCGCAUGCUUACACGCUGGCCUGGUGCUUUGGAUCGCAAGUUUGGCUUCUUUUCGACUAGUUCCAUUUAUUUUUUUUUUGGUCUCGGCCCAGACUCGUGGUGCUAACACAAGGCGUUGUCCUUCCAAGUACCUUCAUCGCAAUUUAAUAUGAUCCCCCAGCCAUCCAGGUAUCGGCCUACAUGUAAACAUGGAAGCGGAAGGGGGGUCACCUCGAUGCAAGAUGAUGCAAGGAAUUAGCACCAAGCACAUAGUAGACAGAUCAGUGAGUGGAAAUGAUUGGAAAUAGUUAUCGACAAGCCUCCAUCGCCGCCCCUCCCCCUUUACCCACAUCUCCAUAUGGCUUUUAGGUAGUCGUGUAUGUUGCCGGUCGCUCAAUUAAGGGGGAGUAGCACGCAUGUCUUUAUUUUAGUUUCACUUUAGGUUUUACCUCCUCAGCGUUAUUCCACUUUGUGACUUUUGGAAUGUUUUCGGCCACAAAAAAUAGCUCUAUUUUUUAUGUGCAACAUUUCAUGACUGUGCAAUAUCGUCUGUGCCAAUUGUGGCAAUAUAUGUAUAUCAAUUAAAAUAUGAUUACUAUUUGAAAAGAUGUGGCUGAAUUCCAUGUUUAUUUCUAGUGGAGGAGUUCUAAGCCGCUAUUUGCACUCAAAAAUAAAAAUAUACUGGAGGGGAAUUGAGGUCAAACGAAGGUCAGAACAGCCACGACAGUUCACGAUAACUAAGGUCACUUGCCAAAAUGGCAGCAAGUGUUGAAGGAACAUUAAAAAAAACAACUUUUGAAUGAAAAACAAUUGUAAACUGAAAUCUCCAUUUUAGCUUUAAGCUAAAGGUGCUUGAGUCCAGUAUUCAUUUCCGGUUUGGUGAACUGUCUUUAGUGGUUGUUGUGUGUAGCACUUUGCUUUGCAAUGCAGGUUGUAAAACACCAAUACUUUAUCUCGAGAAUGUCAUUAUCUUUGUUUUGAUACAUGAAAUAUAGCGUAUGUAUAUUUGACAAAAUCUGAGUUUAAUUUUGCCCGAUAAAGAUGAAUCUAUAUUCAAAAUAUAUGUAUUUUCAUGUUUCUUGUUGAACGAAAAAUACCAAAAUGUCACCUAUUUACUGAUUGGGGAUAAGGAUGUUUGAUUUUGAUGUAGUAUUUGUCCACACUGUCUUGACAUUUGCAUCAAUACUAAUGACUAAAGCUUAAUUUUACAGCCUUAAAAAUGCGAAAUUGGUGACAAAACACCUGACAAUUACCUGUGUUGUUGUCUUAUAGAUAAUUCUAGUACUGUAUGUGUCAUAACAGGCUGUAAAAUAAAGCAUUGAUCUCUGAUCCUCA
This is a messenger RNA of Syngnathus typhle (broad-nosed pipefish), 4133 nucleotides long. RefSeq names its product purine-rich element binding protein Aa (gene puraa). Gene Ontology annotation, biological process: regulation of transcription by RNA polymerase II. Gene Ontology annotation, molecular function: DNA-binding transcription factor activity, RNA polymerase II-specific; RNA polymerase II transcription regulatory region sequence-specific DNA binding; purine-rich negative regulatory element binding. The coding region runs from base 196 to 1059 and encodes 287 amino acids. The record is from RefSeq and is a predicted model, not a curated record. The transcript has 2 exons. Gene Ontology annotation, cellular component: nucleus. NCBI's taxonomy places the organism in Eukaryota, Metazoa, Chordata, Actinopteri, Syngnathiformes, Syngnathidae.